UCUAUUAAUGACCUCCAUUUUACAUUGAAGAAGUGAUUUACUCGAGAACACCUUGACCCAAGCCAUGACUCAUGAUAUCACUCUUUUUCCUGGAUGAAUUGACCGUCAUGAUGUGCUGUUUCUGUUGCAUGUAUAUCUGACAUGUUCUGUUUCUCUGCACGACGAAAUUUCCCUAUACUGUGAACUCUAUAUAAGGUGGCUUGGAGGUAAUCGCUAACAUCCAUAAGCCCUCUAGCUAGAAGUAAUCUUUUUGCUUGUGUUAGCAAACGUACGUGAGACAGAGUGCUAAGACACUAGAUUAAAUCCUGGGAGAGGUAAACCUCUGUUGAUAUGGAACUUGUGUUACUCAUUUCACUUGCAGUAGUGAUAACCUUUCUUGGAUUGCUAGAGCUUUUGUAUUCUGGGCUGGUGCUAAAACCAGAAAGGCUUCGUUCUGUACUAAGGAAGCAAGGCAUUAGGGGACCAAGUCCAUCCCUGCUGCUUGGAAACAUAAGCGAGAUCAGGAAGUCUCAAUCCACAACAGUAAAGGCUUCUACAAAUGAACCACCGGUUUUCCACAACUGUGCUGCUACCCUCUUUCCAUUUUUUGAGCAAUGGAGGAAGCAAUAUGGUCCAGUAUUUGUAUUUUCGUUGGGCAACACACAAAUAUUAUACGUGAGCCGGGCUGAUGUGGUGAGAGAAAUUAGUACAUGCACAUCGUUAGAAUUUGGGAAGCCUUCAUAUCAGCAGAAAGAACUCGGUUCUUUGCUUGGUCAGGGCAUUCUGACUUCAAAUGGGAAAGUUUGGGCCCAUCAGAGGAAAAUCAUCGCCCCUGAAUUAUACGGUGACAAGGUUAAGGGAAUGAUGAGCUUGAUAAUUGAAUCCACCACUGCGCUGCUAAACUCAUGGAAGAGCAGAAUUGAUAAAGAGGGUGGAGUAGCAGAGAUCAAAAUUGACGAGGGUAUGAGAAGCUUCUCCGGAGAUGUUAUCUCUAGAGCCUGUUUUGGGAGCAAUUAUUCCGAAGGAGCAGAAAUUUUCUCGAGACUAAGAGCUCUUCAGGAGGCUAUGUCCAAGAAAAGUCUAUCCACUGGAAUUCCUGGCAUUAGAUAUAUUCCCACCAAGAACAAUAGAGAAGCAUGGGCGUUAGAGAAAGACGUCCGCAAUUUGAUACUCGAAAUAGUCAAAGAGAGAAAGGAAACUGCACAUGAGAAGGAUCUCUUGCAAAUGGUCCUUGAGAGUACCAAAACUAGCAACCUGGGACAGGAUGCAAUGGACCGGUUCAUUGUUGAUAACUGCAAGAAUAUAUACUUGGCAGGGUAUGAGACUACAGCAGUUUCUGCCACAUGGUGCCUCAUGCUGUUGGCUGCAAAUCAAGAAUGGCAGCAUCGUGUCCGUGCAGAAGUUCUUGAAGUCUGUGGAUCAGGUUGUCUUCCAGACGCAGAUAUGCUUCGCAAGAUGAAACAGCUAAAUAUGGUGAUUCAUGAAUCGUUGCGACUUUAUCCACCAGUGGCGGUGGUGUCAAGGGAGGCCUUUAAGGAGAUGAAAUUUGGGGGCAUUACCGUUCCCAAGGGUGUGAAUGUGUGGACAAUGGUGCUGACACUGCAUACUGAUCCUGAAGUGUGGGGACCGGAUGCAUACAGGUUCAACCCAGAUAGAUUUGCAAAAGGCAUAACAGGCGCUUGCAAGCUCCCACACCUAUACAUGCCAUUUGGUGUUGGGCCUCGGAUGUGUCUUGGACAGAACUUGGCUAUUGCUGAAAUCAAGAUACUGAUAGCUCUCAUUCUGUCACAAUUCUCUCUCUCCCUCUCACCCAAAUACAUUCACUCGCCCGCUCUUAGGCUGGUCAUAGAGCCAGAACGUGGAGUUGAUCUCUUGAUAAAGACGUUGUGAUCAGCAAACCUAUAUAAGCAGUGAGAAUCGGCUUCCUCCUGCUUCAACUUUCAAGAGAAGCUAUAUAUAUGAUGAUGAGUGUUGCUGCAAUUUUACUUAUUCGCAUUGCUCGUCCCAUUCCUUUGCACUUGGCACCUGGUGUACAUGCCUGUUAUCUAUGAUGAAUAAUCUAUUCCUCUCCAUCCUGCUCAACGGACGGUGUUGCCCCU
Messenger RNA from Populus euphratica (Euphrates poplar), 2078 nucleotides. RefSeq names its product cytochrome P450 714C2-like. The coding region runs from base 331 to 1869 and encodes 512 amino acids. The record is from RefSeq and is a predicted model, not a curated record. The transcript has 5 exons. Gene Ontology annotation, molecular function: iron ion binding; oxidoreductase activity, acting on paired donors, with incorporation or reduction of molecular oxygen; heme binding. Lineage: Eukaryota; Viridiplantae; Streptophyta; Magnoliopsida; Malpighiales; Salicaceae.